UGCAAAAAUGGUCAAUGCAGAUAGUCCGGGUAGCUAUUUGGUUAACUACUGUAUUUAACUAACAAGUGGGGGUGGGUUGUCAGAGGGUGCGACUGGAGCAAAGGAGAUAUAAACAUUUUGCAAAACAAACUCCUGGGGGUCUGCCUAGUUUUGGGGAGGGACAAAAUGCGAGGGAACAGGAGGACUCAACAGAAAAUAGUCCACAUGGAGAGAGCAUUUGGAAUAGUUGAAUGAAUGGCAUAUGGGCAAGUUUGAAAGUUGACAGACGAAUUGAGCAAUGCGUGUUCUGCAAGUUAUUCUUUUAAAAUAUUGAUUUAGUUGGUUUUAGGGUAACGUAUCAUGAUGUAACGUGGCUAGCCAGCUACAGUAGUUGAAGACUUUGAACAAACACGAUACAGUGGGACAGUGAGCGCUUUAGCUCGCAACACCUCAGUGAACUGCCAGCUUUGCUAGACUAGCAAGAACACUUCUCGUUCAGUUUAUCUUUACUCUUCUUUACGCUGUCGUCGAAUUUGUCUUACAUUUCACAGAUAAGCUUGUUGCUAACGGUUUGAUACCUGUCAAGUUUAACUUGUGGUUGUUGGACAUGGUUGUCAAUAACAGCUAGCUAGCUAAAGUUAGUCAGCCAUCAUUAAUUUGUAUUUUUCAACGUUGGACGGACUGAAUGUUCACCUUUGGGAUACUUAAUGUUACUGUCAGUAAACCGCAACAAGACAACAUCAACGUUGUAUUUUAAACACGAGACAACAUGCAAAAGUUCAACUCGACACACACUAGUACUCUUCCUCGGGACGCUGAGCUUCAGCAACGUUUAGCCGACAACGGGGGAGCCGGGGAGGCGAUGAAGGAAAACGGCUCUGGGAAGAAUCACAUCCUUGCAGAACCUGCAGACAGUUCACUCUGUACCAAGAGAAAGAUGCUGGUCGGCUUGGAUGUUUUCUGUCUGUUUGUAGCCUCCAUCCCAUUCUUUGCGUGUGAGUUGAAGGCGGUGACUCCAUACCGGAGGGGUUUCUUCUGUGGGGACCAGAGCAUUACCUACCCCUACCUGGAGAGAGAGGCCAUCCCUGACGCACUGCUCAUCACUGGGGGCAUUGUCAUCACUGGCCUCACGAUUGCGCUGGGCGAGUGUUACCGGGUUCGAUUCCGUGAGGUGCAAUCGCGGGCCUUCGUGCGCAACCUCUACGUGUCCUGCCUCUAUAAGGAGCUGGGAAGCUUCCUGUUCGGCUGCUGCGUGGGCCAAUCAUUGACCAACAUGGCCAAGCUGAGUGUGGGGCGCCUGCGACCUAACUUCCUGUCGGUGUGCAACGUGACAUACGCCUCGCUCAACUGCGUCCCCGGCUCCUACGUGGCCCAGGUCACCUGCAGGCAGCCCAAACACAAGAUGGUGGAGGAGGCCAGGAAGUCCUUUUUCUCUGGCCAUUCCUCCUUUGCCAUGUACACCAUGCUCUACCUGGCGUUCUACCUGCAGGCGCGGUUGUCAUGGCGAGGGGCUCGUCUGCUGCGCCCACUGCUACAGUUCCUGCUGGUGAUGAUAGCCGUGUACACCGGGCUGAGCCGCAUCUCUGACUACCGCCACCACCCCACCGACGUGAUCACCGGCUUCAUCCAGGGAGGCCUCACCGCCUACUGGGUGGCCUUCUAUAUUUCCUCCAUGUUUAAGAACAACCGUCCAGAACUGUCUCCCACCAGCAUGUCUCUGGAGAGCCCCCUGUCCAGCCAACAGACCGUCUGCUAGCACCACCUGCCCCAACACACCCCUCCUCACCUAUCUGGACGGAUGGGAGAAAAGACAGAAAGAGAGAGAGAGAGGGAGAGACAGUCAGAUAGCAGAGGUGAGCAGCACAUGGAGGGACAGGGAGGGAGACAAGGUGUGUGAAAAGGAAGGGGGAUGAGAUAAGAGGUAGAGCAGGUAAAGAGCGUUCUAGCAAGUACACACAUGUUCUGAUGAAUACGUCAAGACACGCACGCACACGUAGUGCCACCUCUCUCUCUCUCACUAACACACACUACCAUCUAACACACACACACCAAAUCACUGUAGAGUACAACCCGUCCACAUGGAGAUAUGCAUAGUAAUUUUACAGAAAUUUUGUAUAUGAAAAACGACAAAUGUUUCUAUUUUUCAAAUGAGAGUCGUAGAUGAAGCUGCUAAUAAUAAUGAUUUUUUUCCUGUUCUAAGUAGAAUAUGUUUUAUAUGUGAUGGUGGUUAGUGGGCAGUGCAUUAGGUUAGCUCUCACAAACACACGGUCAGUCAGUGUCUCUAAAUGAUCUUCAUUGGUCGUCACUUCGUUGGUCAUCCUCUGACCAGCCUAGAUGAUGACAUCAUCAGCUGGACUCCACUUCUUCAGCUUGACGUCCCCUGACUCUAAUUCUGUGGAUGUCUCAUUGACGUCCCCUGACUCUAAUUCUGUGGAUGUCUCAUUGAUGCCCCCUGACCCCUGACUCUAAUUCUGUGGAUGUCUCAUUGUGUGAAACGAGACAGUCAGAACUGAACUGUUAUUUCAGACCUCUACAUGGAACAACAGCGCUGCAUGGAGUGACAAACCCUGGCAACCAAUAAGGAAGGAGCACUGGCCUCGUGUGCCCUCUUUACCAGUACCCUCUCAUCCUUCACCCUCUAACUACACAGCAACUAAUAGAGGAUGUCAUGGACAAAGACAAAAGAGAACACUUUGUAUUAAACCAAGUAUCUUAACUUCAGUUACCCAGGAGUGAUAGGGUGGAAAUCUGCUUUGCCCAGGUUACGUCCCCUCCCCUUCACUCCCACGCUUUUCCAUGUCUGUACUCUGUACUAACCACUUAUUACUGUGUCUCAGAGGCGGAGCUAUGACUGAACCCUGUAACCUUUGACCUAUUACCCUGACCUCUGAGCUGCACCUUGAGUUAUGCCACUCUCACAGGGGAGCCAAAAUGGCUGCCUCCUGUUGCCUAUGGCAGAGGUCCCCUGUAUAUUCCUAUUAAUAGCACUUGAACUACAUAAUGGAACCUACUCUGAUAGUAUAAUUGAUAUUAUAUAUAUUUUAUCUCAAGUUUGAAUAAUCAGUGUUUUACUUCUCUUAAUAUGUCACUCUCAUACGGUAUAUGUUUUAGUUUUUUCCAAAUGAUAAUUAUUCAAAUUGAAUGUAAAUAGAUAUGUCUUUUUUAUAAACCACACAGAAUUUCAAAAGUAUUAUUAGUGCCAUUUUUGGACAGUUUUUUUUUCACGUUUAUGUGUUAUGUGUCUGUGUUGUUGAUCAGGUACGCAGAGUUGUUGUUAUUGUCAUAACGACUAGACUGAGCCAGAGCUAUUAUCAGAAAGCUAUUUCUUGUUUCCAGUUUUGUGUUUUUUCUUUCUCUGUGAAUGCCAGAAUGGCUGAAAAUAACCACUGUACUCAAAAAACCAAACCAAUAAAAUGAAUGUUGAAUCUUUUGACCUCC
This is a messenger RNA of Oncorhynchus tshawytscha (Chinook salmon), 3417 nucleotides long. It is a transcript of the gene ppap2d, whose product is annotated as phosphatidic acid phosphatase type 2D. Bases 749 to 1735 code for a protein of 328 amino acids. Lineage: Eukaryota; Metazoa; Chordata; Actinopteri; Salmoniformes; Salmonidae. The transcript is spliced from 6 exons. Gene Ontology annotation, biological process: signal transduction; phospholipid metabolic process; phospholipid dephosphorylation. Gene Ontology annotation, molecular function: phosphatidate phosphatase activity. The record is from RefSeq and is a predicted model, not a curated record.